Molecule: messenger RNA, 2677 nt
Organism: Mercurialis annua (annual mercury)
Lineage: Eukaryota; Viridiplantae; Streptophyta; Magnoliopsida; Malpighiales; Euphorbiaceae
Product: cation/H(+) antiporter 15-like
Exons: 3
Coding region: 92-2470 (792 amino acids)
Biological process (GO): proton transmembrane transport; regulation of pH
Cellular component (GO): membrane; endomembrane system
Molecular function (GO): antiporter activity
Source: RefSeq, a predicted model, not a curated record
GCUACAUUUUUACUGUUUUACUACCCUUAUCAUUCUUCAAUUUUUUACUUUUCACUUUUGUUUUUCUUUCCUCUUACCAAUACUAAUUACCAUGGAAAAAAAUAUAACUGUACCUCUAGACCACAUGGUCUGUAGGAAAUUGGGUUAUCUCACAUCAUGGAGUCUCUGGGAAAACGAUUAUGCUCUAUCCCCUACAAUUAUCCUCACAAUACAGCUUGUUGUUAUCUUUUUCACCUCGAGAUUCGUCGAUGUUUGGCUCCGGCAACUCGGACAAACCAGCAUAGUUUCCCAAAUUGUUGCAGGAAUUUUCCUCGGGCCCUCGUUGCUGGGGCAAAACGGUGAAGCAGCGCGUACAUUGUUUCCUGUAGAAGGAUAUAUGACACUAGCAACAUUCGCAGCAUUCGGAAAUAUGUUCUACCAUUUCCUGGUGGCCGUCAAAAUAGAUCCGAUAAUGAUUCUAAAGCCAGGACGAGUGGCGAUGUACUUAGCAGCUUCCGCCUUCUCCAUUACUAUGUUUUUUACCUUCAUAUUGGCAUUGUUUAUGAGGAAACAUAUUGUAAUGGAUCCAGGCAUGCAUAAUAGCAUUGCAUUAAUAGCUAUGAGUCAAGCUUUUACAGGUAUUUCAGUUGUUUCUUACCUAGUAAAUGAACUCAAGCUUCAAAACACGGAUGUCGGACGUUUAGCCCUCUCAGUCGCAGUAUUUUCCGAUGCAUUGAAUAUUCUUAUGGUCACAUUAUCAUUCGUCGCAGGAGUCGUUCGCCACCACAUUAUAUUUAUUUGGGCAGUUUUUACUACAAUUGGAGUAGUAUUUUUUAUUGUGCUUGUGAUAAGGCCAGUUAUAUUAAUCACAAUAAACAGAUUACCUCUAGGAAAACCUGUUGAUCAAAAAUAUGUAUCUUAUAUCAUCCUUACAACCCUUUUUCUUGGAUUUAUAAGUGAGGUCAUAGGACAACAUUACAUUUUUGGACCUUCAAUCUUAGGGUUAGUUGUGCCAGAAGGACCUCCAUUAGGGGCAGCUUUGGAAUCAAGGCUAGAAACUUUUGUUAUGGGAUUUCUAUACCCGACGUACCUCGCCAUUAGCGGUCUGCAAACUAAUAUCUUAGAGGUUAAAUUAAAGGAGAUGUGGAUUGUUGGGACUGUUGUUGCCUUCGGAGUUGUGGUUAGGACAGUAACACUAAUGAGUGCAGGAUCAUAUAUGAAUAUAUCUCUGAGAGAUUCGUUUGUGCUUUCGAUGAUUUUGAGCUCGAAGGGCAUCCUCGAAAUUUCGAUAUAUAACUUCUGGAUAAGGAACAAGAUUUUACGACAAGAAGAGUUCAGUAUGUGUAUAAUAUCCGUAGUAGCGACGACAGCAAUUGUAACUCCGUUAAUAAGAUACAUCUAUGAUCCUACAAUCAAUUCACAACCGGUUAAGAGAAAUACUCUCCAGCACUCGAAGCACGAUACAGAGUUACGGAUGUUAGUAUGCAUACACAAUCCUGAGAAUGUUCCGACCAUCAUAAACCUUCUAGAAGUAUCGAAUGCCACGGAAGAUAGCCCUAUCGCCGCCAUUGCUUUAGUUCUCGUGGAGCUUGCCGGCAGGAGUGUUCCCAUUUUGAUAUCUAACGACACCAAGUCCACCCGUAAUGAAACAGCUACUGUAAUUGCAACUUCCCACGCGUUGAAGAUGUACGAGCAAAAGAACGAGGGGUACACUACAGUCCAAUCAUACACCUCGAUCUCUUCGUACAGCACAAUGCACCUUGACAUUUUUAGAACAGCAAUCGAAAGGAGAGCCAGCAUCUUGAUUAUGCCAUUUCAUAAGCAAUGGGCUAUUGACGGCAAUGUCGAAACUAUAAGUCCUAGUAUACGGCGCAUGAACUGCAAGGUCCUGGAAAAGGCACCAUGCUCCAUUGGAAUAUUAGUAGACCGUGGAAUUUUGAAAGGAACGUCGAACAUCCCUACGAUUAUAACGAAAUUCAACGUUGUUGUCAUCUUCCUAGGGGGGCCAGAUGACGCGGAAUCACUAGCUUAUGGAGCGAGAAUGGCAAGGCACGAAUCAGUAAAGUUGACGGUGAUUCGGUUCCUUCUUUUCGGAAGUGAAAACAGUAUAGAAAGGAAGAGGGACAGUGAGCUAAUGUUUCAGUACAAGCAAAUGAAUAUGGGGAAUGAGAGAUUUUUGUAUGUAGAAGAAGUGGUGAGAGAUGGAGUAGGGCUAUCUCAAUGUAUAAGAAAGAUAGUAAAUUUAUUUGAUUUAAUUUUGGUGGGGAGAUAUCAUCAAGAUUCUCCUCUUUUUCUUGGUCUGGAAGAUUGGAGUGAAUGCCCCGAGCUAGGCCUCAUCGGCGAUAUGCUCGCCUCGCCGGAUUUCAAGAUGACUGCGUCGGUUUUAGUGAUUCAACAACAAAGAAUAAGAGCAAGCAAAAGAGAAUCAAGAGCUCUUGUUGUUCCAGAAGACAAUUCAUGGAGUAUAACCAUGGAUAAAAAUUUAAAAUAGAGUGUGCUACAUUACAUAUACAUCAAUACACCUAUUGUAUAUUGCAGGCUAAAUUUAGAUUUUCUUUUCAGGUUAUUUAUUUCUUUUAGCCAUGUUAUUAUAGGAAAUUGUGUAUAGACCCUAAUGGCCAUGUUUAAAUAAAAUAGAUGUUCAAAAAUAGUAGUAGUAAUUUAUGAACCAUUGGAAUAGCUGUUCUUUAUGUUAUGC